AUCAAAGUGUGGCAUUUUGAUAGAGAUCUGGAAAGACUCGUGCCCGCAUCACACAGCGAUGUGACAACUAUUUCACAUUGGAUGCUGGGAUGAGAUGAAGAUGGCAAAGAAACGGCCGGGAAUGGCAACUCUUUUGUUGUUUACCACUAUUGUUAUAUGUGGUACAGUCAUAGGACAAGGGUCAGAGGGAACAGGUAGAAAUAAGGAUGAACAGAGAAAUGCUAUUCUUGCAGAAGUUCUUUCUAAAUUGAGUAAAUCUGGAUGGAAUUCAGAAAUGAGGCCCUCACACUCCACCAAAUCCCAGAAUGUGCCCCCUGUCAUGAGGAAUAUAAUGGGACGACUAAAGACACUGUUUCCACACACAAAAAUGCCUUCAUUGAACAAGCCAAUUGACCGUCACAGACUGUCUGGUUUUCUGUACAACAUUUCUCAGUACCUCCAGGAGAUGGGAGCUGAGUUGGAGGAGGCUCCAGCACAGUCUGAGGAGGAGCAGCUUUGGGAGAAAGUGCUGCACUUCUUUCUUCAGUCUGAGGGCAGUGCUGCAACAAACCAGUGGAAUGGACGGGUACCACCAAGACCCAGCUUCACUGUGCAGGACUGGUUUCUGUCUUUGAGGGGCAGUCAGCACUGGGACUGGUUUUUGGGUCUUCUACAAAGUCUAAUCACACUUUCAGAAAAGCAAACUUAUAAACCACUGUUCACUGUCAUAUCCCAGAAUUGGAAAACAGUGAGUGCUGUGUUGGAGGCAGCUCUCCAAGCUAUAGUCAGUGGGACAUAUGGUCAGGCCAGUGCUGGUUUGCAGGGCUUCAUUUGUGCUCUUAAAGGUCAAAGUGACUGCACCUACAGUGUGAACUGGCUGCAGCAACUUCUUCGCUUUUUAGAAACCAGGAACUGGAAGCCUGUAGUUAGUUUACACCCUCCAACUGAGCCCAUGGAGCAGAACAGGGGCUCUGCUGGAAUUGGACGUUUAAAGCCUUUCAGCUUACCUCCUGAGGCCAUGAGACAGGACAGCCUUAACAUGAGCACAUCUUUAGCGUACAUGAACACUACAGAAGAGCAUAGUGCCUCCAUGCAGAGCUUUCUCCUGCAGGCCUUGUCCCGCUCUAGUGGAAGUGGAGAGAGGGGGACCCCAUCUGCUCAGAAGAAUCUUGCUCUUGUUCAAAGUCUAGACGGGCUGAGGAGGGGCCUGCUGCAUAGAGUUGGCAGCUCGGUCUACAGUAACCUGAGGAGGAAAGUGUCACGAGUUACCAUGGCAAUGCUGGAUGAUGUGGAAGGGUUAGUAGAUGUGCCACAGCCCGACACAGAGGGACGCUGCUCUGUCGGUGACCUGAGGCAGUUGAUUUUAUGGGGCAUUAGACACAAUCUGACAUGGAAUACCCAGGCUUUGGGCUUCAACUCUCAUAGUCUCCCAACUACACGUCCUCUUUUGUCCUGCCCGUCUAUGAAGCUGAAUGAACAGCAGAUCAGUGCAAAUUCCAAAGCAGCCUCAUUGUUACAGAAAAGGCACCGAAAGCACGACAAUCUGUUUUCCUUGUCUUUUAAAUCCAACUUGAACUCUACUCAGAGAGCCAAUGAUCAGCUCAGAGACACUGACUACUUCAGCACCACAGAAAUCCUGGAAGCAGCCUGCAAUGAGUCCAUUCCCGGGCUGACAGGGGUCUCGAACUUCACUGUGUUCCUCUAUUGUAAACUGUUUGAAGGUGAGAAUGGGUCUGUAGAUGGUGCAGUGGCCCACAUGGGGCUUGACUUGCCCUCCACAUGUUCUGAUGCUGCGUGGUACCUAGCAGCUGCUGAGGAGGAUUUCCUGUGGGUUCACAUUUGCAGUGAAUUUUUUGCAAGUGAAUUUAAUAACACUGUAUGUGCCAACUCAUCUUUCUGGCUCCAAAAAGUACAUGAGGCUACAGCGACAAAGGACUAUAACUUUUUUAACUACUCCAGUAUUGAUGACCUCUGUGUACAAAUGUUGGGUGAAUCUACAGUAAAUGCUGCCCUUAGUGAGGACUGUCUGGCUCUGUUGGGAAGCAUGUCUCUUAACGCUGAAGCUUUCAGACAUUGUUUUCUGCCCAAUAGCUCUGUUCUCAUCUCAGCUUUGUGUGGGAAAGCCCCCCCUGACUCCCCACACUUCCUGCCAGAGGGCAGCUGGGCUGCUGCAUACUGCUCAAAAAUACAUAAUUCCUCCCCUAUUGACACCUCAGAGAAUAUGUGUCACUACAGACAGUGGGCAGUCCAUAAUUUUCUCAACAGUACUCUCCUGGAGCAUUGUGCUCACAUACACGGACUGAAAGAGUACAUUUGUCAAAACACCUCACUCCUGCAACAGCUGGUGGGGUCAGUGCCACCGUUUUUGGAUUUGUGUGCCAAUUUUCAGGCAGAACUUGAGGGUAGGAAGUGCUUCCUUCAGAGGUUUUUUGAAAUGCUGCCAGCACCCUAUGAAUUUGACAGCGCUCAACUCUGUGUGAAUCCAGCUCCUUUGAUGAUAGAAAUGGCACACAAGCUGAGCAUGUGUGAGAUUGAAGGAGGGGAGCGAGAAGGUUUUCUGGUGGUACUAGGCUAUGUGCUGCGGCUCCUGGACUUCAUUGUGGGUCUCUCGUCAGGUUUAGAGGAAGGUGAAAGAGAAGCACGGCAAGGUUUAGGCCAGGCCAUCCUCCUUUCUAGUCUUCUUGACAAUGCCUCCUGGUCCAGUGUGCAGCCUGAGGCCAGCACAAGUGUCCUUCAGACUGUGGGGGUCUUUUUACUUAGAGAGAAGAACACCACUCUGAAAGAGGACUUGCUAAGCUGCUUUAGUCCUGUGUUAUGGGACCUCAUUCAGCAGGACAACAACUCAACAGCGCUCAGGGUGCUGAUGCAGGAGUAUCUUAGACUGCCAAGAAGCAGCAUACGUAGCCUUGUGAUGUCUGCUGAAAAAGAUGCUGUUAAAAGAUUCAUCUCUCAUAUGCAUCAAAGCUGGGAUCAGUUACAAGUCCAUACAAGCAAGGUUUCUCAAACAGAGUUGCAAGCAAUGGAAACAAUGACAGCGGCAUUCCUCCAUAAGUUCCCCAGAGUGACUCCUGAGUUGUUCAUUGACCUAUCCCAGUUCAUUCCCUUCAUGUCUGUCUCUGAUAUCAUGAACUUCCCAACAUCCCUUGUGGUCAACGACAGUGUUUUGACAGCUAUUCGGGAUCAUAGUUCAGGGAUGAGAUCUCUGCAAAAGAAAGCCUUUGUGAAUCGAAUUCUUCAGUCUUCUGUUGUGGGGGAUGUUCAAACAUGGCCCCCUUAUUUUCUUGCUUCUAUCCUCCCGUUCCUGCCUUACCUCCCUGUCAGUCAUUUUCAGCAACUUACAUCACAACAGCUUACCCCUUUAGCUGAGUUGCUAGGCAACAGCAGUCUGGAUGGAGUGAGGGGGCGUCAUGUGCUUAGGACCCUUUUUACCAAAAAGAAGAAUCUGACGGGAGACAACAUAAUGAGGCUGGGCAUCCUUGCCUGUUAUUUGGACCCCUUUGAGCUCCAUUCAUUUUUCCAGGACCCAGCUGUGGCCUCCGCUCUUUGGCAGCUGCUGGCAGAGUGCAUGUCCAAGGGCUUGAUCAGUAACAAGGGCAGACUGUCCUCAUGGCUUGUACCAGCAGUUCAGAGUCUAAACGUCAGCAGCAUGGCUCUGCAGGAUCUGUUUGCUCUCAGUGGGGUUCUGCCUGAGCUGGGCGCUUCAUUUCUGUUGUCACUGCCCUCAGAGGAGCUUAUAGAUGUCCUCUCGCAACCUGGAAUUCCACAGUUUUCCCCAGCGCAGGCUUUCCAAAUAUUAUCCAAGAUUUCAAAUGAAACCAUUCUCACCAUGGACAAACUGUGCAGAUUGAAAGCAUUACACUCUGGGCUGUCCCCUACUGUGCUCCGAGACCUCCAGUGGAACAACAUUAGUCAGUCUAUGCCCUGUCAAUGCUGGAGCAGCUUAUUCUCUGAGCUAAAGCCAGGACAAAAAGCCAUGCUAUUUUACGCAAUGCAAGAGGCACUGCAGAGUGAAUUGUGGAGUUUUAUUGAGCAAGCACAUUGUCUUUUACCGUUUGUUCCUUUGAAAAAGUUAAUACUAGACUUGAAAAACAACAUUCUCCUGAACAAUAUAAGCCUGUUAAGAGAAAUACCCUGGUCACCUCAGCAGGCUCAAUUUUUGAUUAAGAAGAUUUUUCAGUGGCAAAAUACUACCAGUACCAUUGUGAGAGAUCUAGGACUUAUGGCUGGUGGAGUAAGUUGUAACUUGCUAGAACAUUGGAUCAAUGACACAGAAGUGGACAUUCUAGACUUUCUUACUGAUCUUCCUGGAGAUAUGAGACCAGCUCUUAGAAAAUGUAUUGUAGAUGAGCUGAGGAGGCAUCCUGACAUUAACCUGGACGUUCUGAGCUUAGGGUUUUCAUUAACAUUACCAGUGACAAUGGUAGAGAAGCUAUCCAAUGAGUCCUUCAUAAAUCUUCUUGGCUACAUUCAAACACACUUUUCUGACUUCCUCAAGCUCCCACAUUACAAACAAAUACAUAUCACUGAGAGGGCAGUCACUGAACUGGACGAUGUAGGUGAGAUUGGCAGCUCUGCUCUGGACUUCUUGGGGCCCUUGCUGCCUUUCUUAGACAGGGACAGUCUGGAGCUUGUGGACAGAGGAGCUCUUGCACUGAGGCUGGAGGAGAUGAGAAACUUCUGCCUUCCCAAAGAGGCACUGAAAGACAUAAGCGCUCUACUCACAAAGAAAGACCUGCUGGGAGAACCAUCUAAGUGGCAUGUGAAGGAUCUGGAACAUUUGGGCCGUUUGGUGUUUUCAUUGUCCCCAAAGCAGAUUAACAGCAUUCCACUGGCCGUGUUGACUAAAGACACAGUAGAGCAGGUACUGGUGGGUCAGAAACUCUGGGAGGACAGUGCAAUUGGACGCAUGUGUGUGCUGCAGUGUGUGGACCAGGAGAGCCAGAGGAAACGAACGGAGAGUCUCCUCCGGGGCAUUAUAAAACCACGCAACAGAAGGGCAAAAGUGCCAGUCCCAAGCUGUGCUGAUAUCAAAGGAACAUUCCCGUCAGCAUGGACCCCACUGCAGCUGAACCGAAUGUCUCAGGAGAGUCUGAAACGGUGCGUUGAGGUUUUUGGACAAGACUCUUCGCUGAGUUAUGAACAACGGCGCACACUUUGGAAGAAACUUAAAAAGUCUUUUAGUCCAGUGCGAAUGCUGCAUGAGGACCAGGUUCUGUCUCUUGGUGCCAUUGUGACUGAAAUGGGUGAAAGAGAGCUACAGGACACAGAUCUGUCAGACCCUGGGGUUCUGGCACAUCUGGGAACACUCACUGAAUGGAGCAAUAAAAAGAUGAGAGCGGUAAUAAUAAGUGUGAUGCGUAAACGAAAGCAGAAAAUAGAGCAAUUAACUGCUCUGGAUUUGGCAACAUUUGGCCACCUGAUCUGCGGCCUGUACCCUUCAGAGAUAAAAAGACUGAGUCCCGACAGCCUGAGUAUGGCGGUGCUGUUCCUACGAGAGAUGUCUCUGCCAUGCACUGAGCACCAACUGGAAGCUCUGACUGGCUGCUUGUCCAGACCAGGGGCCUUUGGUCCAGUCAGUACCUGGGGAUCAGAGGUGUUCACAGAGAUUGGGACAUUGGCAGCGGGCCUAGAGGAUAUAGUGCUGUCUGCUUUAGUGGAGGAACAGAUCCAGGGAAUCACUGCUGAAGCUAUCCGUCUAAUGUCUCCAGAGAAGUUUUCAGUGGUGUUCAGUGCAGUACAGUUGUCCUGGCUCAGCACAGAGCAGGCGUGGGCAGUGACUGAAGAGCAGUGGGCAGAGCUGGACCUCGAACAGAGGCAUGCAGUAGGACUCACUCAAUAUGAAGGAGACAUCCUGCUUGAGCAGAGAGGAAGGAACUCGGCUCCAUCUGCUGUAAACAUGAAUAGCUUUGCUGUCUGCUCACUGGCCCUGUGCCUUUUAUUAUGGCAAAUGAUUUAAAAUUAUGCAACAAAUUGUUCCCUGAUUUUCGUAGUAUUAUAUUUGUACUGCAAAUAAAUAUUUGAACUUCUUCA
Boleophthalmus pectinirostris (great blue-spotted mudskipper) is the source of this 6009-nucleotide messenger RNA. Its product is annotated as stereocilin-like. The transcript has 30 exons. Lineage: Eukaryota; Metazoa; Chordata; Actinopteri; Gobiiformes; Gobiidae. Gene Ontology annotation, cellular component: stereocilium tip; kinocilium; cell surface. The coding region runs from base 95 to 5935 and encodes 1946 amino acids. The record is from RefSeq and is a predicted model, not a curated record. Gene Ontology annotation, biological process: cell-matrix adhesion.